UUUGCCGGACGCCAAGCUGCAGCGCGCUUUUAUGUUAAUCAUCUGCUGGAAGGUGAUGCGCCGCUGUAGUCUGAAUGCUCCUCUGACGGUGGUGUGAUUUUUAUCUCCUCGUAGUUGGCCAUGGCGGUGGAGUUAGGUAACAGUGCCGUGGUGUUAAAAUACGGCACCGUACUGUCUUUCUUGAUGGUCCUGUUGGCGUACUGGCUGCGCCCGCCCGUCCAGGAUACGCUUGAUGGGAGGCUGGACACCGUGCUGUCCUCGCUGCUCCGAGCCGAGCGCAAAGCGGGCCGCAGUGACUUCGCAAGACCCAGAGUCGCUAUAGGUUUCGGGGGCUGUGUGGACAUCAUCGUGGACGGCGUGACGCUCCUGAACAAGAUUGGCCUGGAGCCCAGCAGCCAGCCUCUCCACCACGACUACAUCGAGGACGCCGAGCAGCUGGCACAGAGCUUUGCUUACUUCUUCCCUCCAGGCGCUGCGUCCGAGAGGUUCGUCAUGAACGAUACCCUCUUCAGUCAGCUGGUGGAGGCCUCCCGAGAGUUACCAGGAAACCGCUGGUCGCUGGGGGGCAACGCGGCCGUCAUGGCGGGCCGCAUGGCACUGGAGGGCUGCGAGGUGUUGCUUGGAGCCGACUUCAGCCCCGAGCUCACCGACGUGCUUCCGCAGCAGAUAACUGUGGUGGGCAAUGUGGUAGAGGAACCUGAUAUCCACCUCAUCCUGGAGUAUCCCUCUGGUGCCACUUGGGGGCAGUAUACCUCAAAAAGGGCCAACAGGUUCAUUGUCCACAGCGAUGACCACAACCCAUAUUUGGCUUCAAUUGAAGCUUUCGAACGCAAGCUGAAGGAUUUCCACCCUGACCUCUUAGUGGUUGGCGGCAUGCAGAUGAUGGACAACUUCCCCUUUCGGAAAGGUGAGCGUGAGGCCCUCCUGGACCGCCUGGCGCAGCUACUGGACUCUACCUCUCUGGGGACGGGCGUGCACUUCGAAAUGGCCAGCUUCGUGGACGAGGGCCUGCUGGCGGAGCUUCUGCGGCUGGUGCUGCCACGUGCCGACUCGCUGGGCAUGAACGAGCAGGAGCUGCCCAACCUGCUGAGCCUGCUGCGGGGCGGCAGCGUCACCCUGCUGUCGGACCCCAACCCACGCGUGGCCACCGUGCUCGACCAGAUGCGGGAGCUCUACCGGCUGGUGAAUCGGCGGCGCCGAGACUCCGGCGUCGGCCGGCCGCUCACGAGGGUGCACGUGCACACGCUGGCCUUCCAGGCCAUCAUCGUGACUCGCGGCUCCCAGUGGAAGAACACCAUGUCGGCCACGGCCAAGGCCUCGCUCACCGCCAACCGGCACGUGUGCGGCUCACCGGACAUCAACCUCAGCAAGGCCAAGCUCAUCCUGGACGAGUCCUUCUCCGUCAGUCGGAGGGAGGGCAGCCAGCGCAUCCCGCUUCUGGAGACGCGGCCCGUGUCCUGCUGGCAUGAGGACGACUAUGAAGUGUGCGUGGCCCCCGUGCUGGUGUGCACCGAGGUGUACCAGACCGCGGGGGGAGGGGACAACAUCUCUGCUGCAGGCCUGGUGCUGCAGAUAUGACCACAACUGUGAUGACUUCAGGGCUCGUACAGAAGUGAGGCAUCCCGUAGGGCUAAGUUAUGUAUGCUACUGAAGAUGGGAUUUAAUGUGCUUUUGUUCGCCAGCUGUCAUUUCUGUUGUUCCCGGAGGAAUGUGUAUAUUUUGAUUUUUUUUUUUCUUUUCUUGGGGGGUGUUCCAUGAAGCAAGGUUUUUCAGUUAGCUGGAUUAACUUAAAAUAGAAGUCAUGAUUGUCCAAUAGGAAUGCUCCUCACCUAAACUAUUAUUGGGCAAUCAUGACAACUAGCUGAAGUUAACCCAGCUAACAGAGGAUCCCUGCUUCGUGGAACACCAUCAGGUCUUAAGUGAAAUUCAUGUCCAGUGUUAGCAGCCUAACCAAUGAAAUUCUGCUCCGAGAUAUUGUAUGAGAACGUGAGCUUGCUUAAUUUUACAAAAGGAUGAUCACUGUAAAUGAGGCAGUGGCUGAUCCGAGAUCUUUUGCCUUCUGUUAUGGGAAACCUUAAGAUGCCUUUUAUCCAUCUCCAUUUUUACUCAAUCAUUCCUUAGUAAACCCUGGGAUCAAUGUGCUUUUCAGGUCCCUUAACUUUCCCCGUUUGAAAAUGAAUGAUUGGCCUUGUACUGUGAAGGUAGAUUUGGUGGGAAAAUCUUUCUUUUCUUUUUUUAAUUGUAAUGAGGGGAUGUGGGACAUUUUGAAUGUUUGUUUUUAAGCUUCUUUUCUUUUAUUCUCCCACCCAUUCUGAAGUCUGUACUCUCUUCCACAUCAUUCUUUGUUUCUUCUUUUUUGUUUAUAUGCCUGAAUGCAGAUGGUAUCGUCAGUUCAGUUGUUAUUUCAGUGUGCGAAUUUAAAAUUAGGACUGGAAAUGUAGCCCAGCUGGCUCCUGGAAGGCCAUGCUGUAAAUCCUAUAUUUAAAAUGUUUUGGAAAUUGCAGAGCUUGCGUUCACCUGAAAAGGCCCAGUGUGGUUCACUUUAGCCACUGGUGGCCUGCUUGUGCUUUUCGUGUGGGGGGGGGCCAGUCUGAGCUCAUUUCAGCAUCACUACAGCAGCAUGUUCGAUGUACCUCCUGUGCCUAAUCGCACAACCGAUGCAAUAUGAACAGCACGGCGUGGGGAAGCGACCGGUCACAGAAAUGGGCCUCGCGCUCGCUGACGACGGCACCUCUCAGGGACACACUGUGGCCAGGGAAGUAGAUAACCAUCUCUGCUAUUGUCUCUCUUCCUAAACCGCCUUGGUUUAGCCUCUGUGUUCUGUGGUAACUUUAUUCCCUUUCUUAUACAAAGAGACACUUGAUUCCGUAUUUUCUGUGCCACUCUACCAUAGUGUGGUUUUUAAUUUAUUCUGCUGCUCUCAUGAUUAUCCACUCCUAUAGUCUUAAUUUUGAAAAUGAGCUGGGGGGCUCUGUCUUCUGAGAAAGGACACAAUCCCAACUGUGGGCGGGAACCUUUCGUCCUCUUGACCACAAUGCUGUGGGGGCAGGGGGGGGUGAUGUCUGUGGGUCUAGUUGCAGAGCAACGUAUGGUGCUGAACUCAGGCUUUAUGUGCUGAUUUAAAGGAAAUCGGUGAAUGUCCAUCAGAGGGCUUGUUUGGGUUUGGAAAGAAUAAAAUAGUUCAAUUAAUUCUUACCAUUUCCUGUAUUAUUUAAGAGGAUUAUCCUCUAGUGGUAAUAAUGCACAGUUGGCCGAGACACACAUUCAGUGGUUCCCUUUAGAAUAAUGAAAUUGGCAGAGGUUGUAUUAUCUCAGACCACUGUAUACAUGCAGAACAGUAUCUCCUGAUUCAGUUCUGCACAGCCAUGAUUCAAAGUACCGUAACUUUAUAACUCAGCAAUGUAAACAGACUUAUUAAUGGGGAAAUUGCACCAUGGGUAGUCAGUGUCAUCUAUGACGUCAUGCUGAUGCUGCUGACUCAUUUCCCAAACCACAUUGUUGUGCUGAAAUCCACAGAACAAAGAAAGAUAAACCCAAUAAAAAAAUAUUUAACUAA
Molecule: messenger RNA, 3556 nt
Organism: Brienomyrus brachyistius
Lineage: Eukaryota; Metazoa; Chordata; Actinopteri; Osteoglossiformes; Mormyridae
Product: ADP-dependent glucokinase-like
Exons: 6
Coding region: 121-1578 (485 amino acids)
Biological process (GO): glucose metabolic process
Cellular component (GO): endoplasmic reticulum
Molecular function (GO): ADP-specific glucokinase activity
Source: RefSeq, a predicted model, not a curated record